GCAUCAUAUCUACCUCAUGUAAAGUGGCAGAGGUGACCAUGGUAAAAAGAGUAGCUAUUAUUGGCGCUGGAGUGAGUGGACUGGCAUCCAUCAAAUGCUGCCUAGAUGAAGGACUGGAACCUACCUGCUUUGAGAGGAGUGAUGGCAUUGGGGGACUUUGGAGGUUCACGGAAUCUGCAGAGGAUGGCAGAGCCAGCAUUUACCACUCUGUGUUCACCAACUCUUGCAAAGAAAUGAUGUGCUAUCCCGACUUUCCUUUCCCAGAAGAUUUCCCAAACUAUAUGCACAAUACCAAGCUUCAAGAAUAUAUCCAGAUGUACGCCAAGCACUUUGAUCUUGUUAAAUACAUAAAGUUUAAGACUCUUGUGAGCAAUAUUAGGAAACGUCCAGAUUUCCCUACCACAGGCCAAUGGGAUGUCAUGACAGAAAAGAAUGGCAAGGUGGAAUCAGCCAUAUUUGAUGCUGUUAUGAUUUGUUCUGGACAUCAUGUCUAUCCAAAUACUCCAAUUAAUAGCUUUCCUGCCACAUCACACUGGGAUCCCAGAAAUGGCGAACAGAAGGAUGCGGGGGACAAGGAAGCCGUUCUUGCUGAGGCAGCAUUGGUAGAAGUGCGGGGCAUGGAAGGCGAGCUCCAGGUGGUGGUGCGAGAUGAAGCUGGAGUGGCCCGUGUUGAAGUCCACCGAGUCCUGCGAGGAGCCGCCACCCUUGUCACCAAUGCCUGCCGCAUCACAAACUCCAGAUUGCGGUCCCGAAGACGAGCCAGCGCCAGAGGCAGCACCAGCACCAGGCCCAAGGAGGUGCAGGAAGAGGCCACCAACACCGAUGUAUUCUAUAUUUCCUAA
This is a messenger RNA of Rhineura floridana, 842 nucleotides long. RefSeq names its product flavin-containing monooxygenase 3-like. The coding region runs from base 39 to 842 and encodes 267 amino acids. Gene Ontology annotation, molecular function: N,N-dimethylaniline monooxygenase activity; flavin adenine dinucleotide binding; NADP binding. NCBI's taxonomy places the organism in Eukaryota, Metazoa, Chordata, Lepidosauria, Squamata, Rhineuridae. The transcript has 2 exons. The record is from RefSeq and is a predicted model, not a curated record.